AUGGAGGAAACCGAAUUUCUUGUCAUUUUCGUCUACCUCCUAGCUUCCAUACCACGAAAGAUCUUGACUUUGAUCAUCAGCGGCAAUCUCUGCAGCGCAAGCAGAUCUGACGAGGAAAUCCAUCACCUUUUGAAGGACCCAGACUCUUUGUGGAGGACACGCGCCGGGGAAAAGAAUGCACCAGGAAUCUACAUCCGGAAUCUUGUCGACAAGGACGGCGACACACCCACACCCAACCAGUACCUUUGGGUACCCAAGAGACUUCGCAACUAUGUCUCUAGCGAAUCAUGCCGCGCAAGCAGAUCUGAUGAGGAUCUCCAUCAUUUUCUGCAUGACCCUGAGUCUACGUGGCGUAUACGCGCAGGGGAAAAGAACGCACCAGGAAUCUACAUCCGGAAUCUUGUCGACAAGGACGGCGACACACCCACACCCAACCAGUACCUUCGGGUACCCAAGAGACUUCGCAACUAUGUCUCUGGCGAAUCAUGCCGCUGA
This is a messenger RNA of Alternaria viburni, 495 nucleotides long. RefSeq lists its product as uncharacterized. The transcript has 2 exons. The record is from RefSeq and is a predicted model, not a curated record. The coding region runs from base 1 to 495 and encodes 164 amino acids. Lineage: Eukaryota; Fungi; Ascomycota; Dothideomycetes; Pleosporales; Pleosporaceae.